This is a messenger RNA of Thamnophis sirtalis, 669 nucleotides long. The record is from RefSeq and is a predicted model, not a curated record. Lineage: Eukaryota; Metazoa; Chordata; Lepidosauria; Squamata; Natricidae.
GGCAGCAGCAGCAGCUCCGUCGGGGCCAUGAAGGUGAAGAAGGGCAGCGGCGCAGCGGCCAACGGGGCAGCCGGAGCCACCGCCGGGCUGGGCAGCGACGAGGAGGCCCUGCGGAAGGCGCCCAUCAGCCCCGACGACGUCCUGGCCCUGGGCAAGAUCACCGCAGAUUACCUGUGCACUCCGGACGAGAACGUGUACAAGAUCGACUUCACCCGGUUUAAGAUCCGGGAUAUGGAAUCCGGCACGGUGCUUUUUGAGAUCACUAAGCCCCCGGCCUCAGAACGAGAGCGCAGCGAAAAGAAGGAGGGCGACCCCAACGCCGGGCGGUUUGUGCGCUACCAGUUCACCCCAGCGUUCCUGCGGCUGCGGCAGGUGGGAGCCACCGUGGAGUUCACCGUGGGGGAGAAGCCCAUCAGCAACUUCCGCAUGAUCGAGAGGCACUAUUUCCGGGACCGGCUGCUGAAGAGCUUCGACUUCCAGUUCGGCUUCUGCAUCCCGACCAGCAAGAACACCUGCGAGCACAUCUACGAGUUCCCCCAGCUCUCCGAGGACCUCAUCCAGGAGAUGAUCCUCCACCCCUACGAGACCCAGUCGGACAGUUUCUACUUUGUGGACAACAAGCUUGUGAUGCACAACAAGGCCGACUACUCCUACAGUGGGGGGCCCUGA